Coniosporium apollinis CBS 100218 is the source of this 381-nucleotide messenger RNA. Its product is annotated as nuclear transport factor 2. The transcript has 6 exons. The coding region runs from base 1 to 381 and encodes 126 amino acids. The record is from RefSeq and is a predicted model, not a curated record. Gene Ontology annotation, biological process: protein import into nucleus. Gene Ontology annotation, cellular component: nuclear pore central transport channel. Lineage: Eukaryota; Fungi; Ascomycota; Dothideomycetes.
AUGGCAGACUUCCAGACCAUCGCCCAGCAAUUCACCGAAUUCUACUAUAAGACCUUCGAUGAGAACCGGCAGGCGCUAGGAGCACUCUACCGCGAGAACUCUAUGCUCACAUUCGAGAACUCUCCGACUCAGGGCGCAAUCAAUAUUGUUGAUAAGCUCACGUCGCUACCAUUCCAGCAAGUGCGGCAUCAGGUCUCGACGCUCGACGCGCAGCCUUCCAAUGAGGCCAACGGUAUUCUAGUCUUGGUCACUGGUGCACUGCUGGUCGACGAAGAGCAAAAGCCGAUGAGCUAUACACAAGCGUUCCAGCUGCUGCCGGACGGAGCGGGAAGUUUCUUCGUGUUCAACGACGUCUUCCGGCUUGUCUACUCUGCGGCAUGA